GGUGCUGUCCAAACUCAAAGAUUAUAAAUUGAUGUCCAAAAACACAUUUUUAUUUCAUUUGUUAGCAUCUCCCACUCUCAUGCAAUAAACAAGAGAGAGAAGAAACAAACAUGGGAAACUCUCUUGCAUGCUUCUCUCCCUCAACAGUGUCCAAAUCUCCACCAAAGGAGCUUCACCCUCCAUGGAUUUCCCCCUCAGCCCCCCACACAAGAUCAAGAAAAUCGGCCACAUCGUCUUCUUCUCCUCCGACCAUGAAAGCCUCGAACGUCUUAGAUGAAUCCUAUAUUAAGCAGCAAGCUCAGAUUGCUUCCAUGCUCUACCACCAUCACUUGCAAAACAAUGGAGGUGAUCUCCUCCUCCAGUUGGACCGCUCCGUUUCGACCAAGAAUCCACCUCCUUCUUCCUCUUCCAAGAAGCUUCCUAGGCGCUCUCGCUCUGUCUCCAGCUCUACCCCUCUCUCUUCUAUGCACCUCCCUAAUCUCCAGGAUGCUGCAAGAAAUGAUGGUAAAGAGAAGAAGCAGCAUUUUGUACUGGUUCAUGGUGGAGGUUUUGGGGCAUGGUGUUGGUACAAAAUCAUAGCCCUUUUGAAAGAAGCCAAUUGUGAAGUUGAUGCCAUAGACCUCACUGGCUCUGGUGCUAACUUUUGUGACAUUACUUCUAUUAAAACUAUAGCUCAAUAUGCCAAACCUCUCAUUGAUUUCCUAGCAAAUCUUGCUGAUGACAAAGAGGUGAUUUUGGUGGGACAUGAUGUAGGUGGAGUUUGUAUGUCUUAUGCAAUGGAGAUGAAUCCUAGCAAGGUUUCAAGAGCUGUGUUUGUUGCUGCAACUAUGCUCAGCAAUGGCCAUAGCGCCCUCGAUGUUUUCUCCAAACAGGCAUCCUUAACUGAGCUGAACCAAUGUGCUCAGAAGUUCAUAUAUGGGAACGGGAAGAAACAGUUGCCAACUGCCAUGGAGUAUGACAAAUCCCUUCUCGAAGAUUUCUUGUUCAACCAGACUCCAUCAAAGGAUGUGGCAUUGGCAUCGGUAUCCAUGAGGGCUGUGCCGUUUGCACCAGUGACAGAGAAGCUCUGCCUUUCUGCAGAAAAAUAUGGUUCUAUCCCAAGAUUUUAUGUCAAGACAGACUAUGAUUUCGCCAUUCCUGAGCCACUGCAGGAGGCGAUGAUACAGUCGGAUCCGCCUAAGCAAGUCUUCCAGCUAAAAGGCGCAGAUCAUUCGCCUUUUUUUUCAAAGCCUCAGGCAUUGCUCAGGCUUCUGUUAGAGAUAUCAAACACCCCACAAGUAAAACAGGGGAAGGAGACUUAGAAAACCUUUUUUGUAGCAGCCUUCCAUUGUAAUUAGAUUUUAUCACACAUUGCUAUGUUAUUUUCACAAUAAACUAGAGAAUUGAACAGAAAAUAUUUCAUUGAAAAUGUUUUGAUGCAACAA
Salvia splendens (bonfire salvia) is the source of this 1424-nucleotide messenger RNA. RefSeq names its product putative methylesterase 11, chloroplastic. The record is from RefSeq and is a predicted model, not a curated record. Gene Ontology annotation, molecular function: methyl indole-3-acetate esterase activity; methyl jasmonate esterase activity; methyl salicylate esterase activity. NCBI's taxonomy places the organism in Eukaryota, Viridiplantae, Streptophyta, Magnoliopsida, Lamiales, Lamiaceae. The transcript has 5 exons. The coding region runs from base 111 to 1301 and encodes 396 amino acids. Gene Ontology annotation, biological process: jasmonic acid metabolic process; salicylic acid metabolic process.